Molecule: messenger RNA, 2885 nt
Organism: Musca domestica (house fly)
Lineage: Eukaryota; Metazoa; Arthropoda; Insecta; Diptera; Muscidae
Product: monocyte to macrophage differentiation factor
Exons: 6
Coding region: 650-1465 (271 amino acids)
Cellular component (GO): membrane
Molecular function (GO): pore-forming activity
Source: RefSeq, a predicted model, not a curated record
CUUCUCUCGUAUUAAUAAUUUUAAAUGGAAUACGAACUUUGUACAGUUGACUUGUUUUCAUUAAAAUACCUGUUUUUGUUUAUAUUCGCUAGCCUUACGAUGUACGCGGUAUUAAUAAAAUCAUGUUAUAGGAAUGGUGUGCUGUUGUUUCUCUUUUCAUAUUCUAAUGCCGAGUCAUUCCAUGCAAUUUUAUUAUUUCUUAAUCACAUGUUUUAUGCAUUAUAUUAGCACUAUUCCAUUCCAUGCAAUGUCAUACUUCUUUAUCAUGUAGGUACUUUCGAAAACAUUGACAGCCGAAGUGAAUAUGGGUUGCGCAUGGUACGUUAGGGGUAUUAAACAGAGAGAUGCUUAAGUCUAAUGUUAGUUUCUUAAAUCGUCUUAAAGUAGCUUUAAUUACCCGGUUCGGCUGUGUCGCAUACCUCGCAUUGGCAAGAGAAACAGUGGAACGCUAUUGGGGUGUCUAGGAACUAAAUUAAUUUAUCCACAAAAAAGAAGAAUUGUGUACCCAAAUCGAGGAAGGACUAUGCCAAAUGCAAUGAUUUGUUAAACUGACACAAGAAACUUAUACAAAACGUAUCUAUACUUUGUGGCAGGUACCAAUAUCAUAAGAUUUUUUAAAAGAGUGGCUGCAAACAAAAGACGAGGCGUUAUGAGAACCGUUAUACAGGAAGUCCAAAACAAGUACUCCUUUCUAGACAACCUUUUAACAAAUUGUUGGAAGUCAUGGACGAAAUCAAAUUCAACUUUUAAACUGCAAUUGAAAAAUAUCAAAUGGAAGAAUAAGAAAGCUGACCCAGGCUGUGCAUACAAGCCAACAGAGAUUGAGCAAUUAGCAAAUGUCUUAACCCAUGGCAUUUGGAUUGUGCCCGCAGUAAUAUGUGCCAAUAAGUUAUUCGAACGAUCUAAAACGUCGAGCCAAUAUUUAGUAUCAUGGGUUUAUGGAGGAGCUUUAACUCUGCUUUUUACGUUAUCAACAGGUUUCCACUGUUCCUGUUUCUGUGAUAAUAAGGUUGGUAUCAAAAAUGUUCUACAUCGCUGUGAUCGUGCUAUGAUUUACAUAUUCAUAGCUGCGUCAUAUUUUCCUUGGCUGCAGUUAGAGAAUCCCAACCAUUCCGCGCUUCUCAUAUGCUUGGAAUGGGUUAUUUGGUUAAUGGCAGCAAUUGGUAUCACAUAUCAACAGAUCUUUCACGAACGAUUUAAAUGUUUGGAAACAUGUUUUUACAUACUCAUGGGAUUAGGCCCGGCUUUAGCAGUGUUCGGGACGGGUCAUGAAUUUCCUGGUAUGACAGAACUUAAAUUGGGUGGAUUUUUCUAUAUUGUGGGGAUAUGUUUCUUUAAAUCGGACGGUCUGAUACCAAUGGCUCAUGCCAUAUGGCAUUUGUUUGUGGUAAUAGCUGCCGGUUUUCAUUAUUAUGCUAUUCUAGUUCAUUUAUAUCCCUUAGAAGAUAGUAAUUCCAAUGUUUAGCACCUUGAUCUUGAUGAAUUAUUUACAUAAGACAUUUAGAUUUUAUUUCUUCCAACAAUCAUAUAUUUCUUAUGAUUAUACAUCGGAAUUCGUCCAAAUUAUUUAGUAAUUUAGCCCAAUGCUUACUUACCAGGUUGACCAGGAGACAAAUUCUAAAAAAUGUUUUUUUUUUUUUUCAACUGGGUAGUUUGCUUGACAACAUCUUUUCUGGAUAUUCUAGAGAGAAUUAUUGUUUUUCCACACAGGAAUAUAUAUGUCUCGCUAUAUGUUAUUUACUAUAACUUACAAUUAAGAAAUUACAAAACCCCAAACAUUUUUAAUAAUUUAUACAUUUUUGAUCUCACAUUUUUUAUGACAUUUUUAGCCAUUUUUUGUUUUGAUUCUACUAUUUUUUAUUUUAUUUAUUUAUUUUUUCUACAACUUGAUUAUGUUGCCUUCAUCGCUUUCACCACAAAAGUUAAACACAGAAAUUAUACCGAAAUUGAAUUUUGACAGAACGCAUUUUUGUUUAUAUGUUUUUGUAUCUGAACACUACACUGAUAAUUUGACCUGCUGUGAGGCAAAAAAAUAAUAAUGACGAAUUAAGACGUUUUAACUGUGUAGCUCGAUUAUCGUCGAUCUCCGAAUCUAUUUACAACGUUUGUGGGAACAUUGUAUGGAAAUUGAUCGUAAAUUCUUAAUUUAAGAGAAAAUUGAAUAGUAUUAUGUGGUUUUCGCUAAUCGAAUAACAAAAUAUUACAUUUAAGCGGUGUAUGUAUGAAUUUUAAUUUCAACAGAAUUCGAAUAUAUUUAAAAUAAUUAUUCAAACACAUACAAGAGCUGUGUAUGUCUUAUGGCGCCCGUCGUUUUUUCUGUCAAACACACAUUUUCUUUAAUCUAAAAAUAUGUACCAAAUGUAUCCACACAAACCUUUAACGGCAAUAUAAGUGUAAGUGUUCUAUCCGGGUUGACCUUAUUAACUUGGCCUUAAUUGUGAGUAUAAAAAAUAAAUGAGUCAUAUCAAGCAUUUUCAUGCUAAACUAAUUAAAAGUCUCCUGGACAUCCUGAUAUUUAGGCCAUCGUUUUGUAUCAAAGUCUCAAUGUAUUUUUGUUUAGAUUUUCUUUAUAAUUUGUUUUCAAAUAAAAGACGAAUUUACUUAUUUAGCUAUACUAAUUUAUCAUAUUAAGUUGAAAACCGAUUAUGUCAAAAAUUAGGCUUCCAACCAAAUCAUCAGGUUUAAGCAUUAAAAAAGUUACAAAAUAGAGGUUCUGGUGCACCACUCACGUUUUCCCUAUAAAUUGUUACUGUCUAGUUUGGAGGAUCUUGAGAACAGCAACAAAAGUGUCUUCCUUCGGAGACCUAAGGUAAAAUACACAUAGUCUACGCACCGAUAACAACAAGAUGCAGCAUUUGAUCACCGUGAUCGGCCAAGUAUCCAAG